UCCCCCUUUCCACACCCAGCUAUCAGUGAAGGCAAAGGAGGCUCACUUCUCUGCAUGUGCAUGUUAUCUGUUGAAAAGGACCAGCUCCUCAAAGUCAUUUUCUCUUUUCCCCCUUCCUUUGUGUCAAGUGUCUAAUAUAACACCGGCAUGGCUCUUAAAUGACAGCUCUUGUUUGUCAGCGCAGAGCCAGGCAUCGAGAAAACAUCAGUCGUGCACUACACACUUGGAUUUUGUAUCGUGACUGAGAUGAUUGUCUUCCCAUGUGAUUCAGCUUUUUAUUUGCUACUGUCCUCCUUUCUCCCUCUUUUAUAUUUUGAGCUGGCAUUUCUCUUCAUGGUAAGAACAAAACCAAAGGGUUGGAUUUAUUCAGCUGGAGAAUUCUUUUUGGCACAUUUUCCUCUACCAACAUAUAAUCUGCAUCACUUUUGGAUUUACUUCCCACUUAUAAAGGACUGCAGCCUCCAGGGAUCACAGAGCACAGAUAUGCAAAUACCCAGCAGACAAAGAAAUGGAGGAUUAACUGAGAAGACCCAAUAAAAGUAUACAUGGAUUACUAAGCAGAUGUUUCCCUGUCCCUGAGAUGGAAGUGCCAAGCAUCAAGGACUUUCAGUGGAAAACUUUAGCACCUUUGCCCAGUCCAAGAGUCUAUUCUUCCCUGGUAGAGGCUGGUGGACAGGUGUUUGCCAUCGGGGGCUGUGAUGACAAUGGUGUGCCAAUGGACUGCUUUGAAGUGUAUUCCCCAGAAGCAAACCAAUGGAAUUCUCUGCCCCCGAUGCCUACAGCCAGGGCUGGGGUAGCAGUAGCUACACUGGGCAAGAGGAUAAUGGUGAUUGGAGGCAUGGGAGCCCAUCAGAUGCCUUUGAAGAUAGUGGAGAUGUACAACAUAGAUGAGGGCAAGUGGAAAAAAAGAAACUCUUUGAGAGAAGCCUCGAUGGGCAUCUCUGUGUCAGUAAAAGACUACCGAAUCUAUGCAGCUGGUGGAAUGGGAGCAGAUCUACGUCCUCACAAUUAUAUGCAACACUAUGAUAUGCUUAAAGACAUUUGGGUGUCCUUGGCAACUAUGCCUACACCCAGGUAUACUGCCACCUCCUUUCUGCGUGGCACUAAGAUCUAUGUUCUGGGUGGAAGGCAGUCCAAAUAUGCUGUGAAUGCCUUUGAAGUCUUUGAUAUUGAGACCAGAUCUUGGACCAAGUUCCCCAAUAUUCCCAGCAAAAGGGCUUUCUCCACCUUUGUUUGCACAGAGAACAACAUCUUUAGCCUUGGAGGAUUGCGGCAGGGCAGAUUGUACCGUCAGCCUAAAUUCAUGAAAAAUGUGGAUGUCUUUGAUAUCGAGCAAGGAGGCUGGAUGAAGAUUGAUCGCUCAUUUUUUCUGAAGAAACGACGGGCAGAUUUCAUUUCUGGAUGUUUAAAAGGAAGAAUUGUUGUUGCAGGAGGACUAGGAAACCAGCCAACUGUUCUGGAAUCAGCUGAGGCCUUUCAUCCUGGAAAAAAUAAAUGGGAAAGUUUACCACCUAUGCCUACUCCACGAUGUGCUUGCUCCACUAUUGUGGUAAAAAACUGCCUUCUAGCGGUAGGUGGAGUGAAUCAGGGUUUGAGUGAUGCCGUAGAAGCAUUAUGUGUCUCUGAUUCCUAGCAGGCAUGUCAUUGGAUGCUCACCAUUCAUAGUGAUCUACAGACCAAGAAAUAGCUCUGUAGCUUUAAAGCUGGGCCAGUGUCUUCAGUAUGUGAAAAGUUGACACUUUUCCUUCACCAACUCAAAGCAGCACUGCCUUGCUUUCCUCUAAUUCCUUUCAUAGUGUCCUUUGGAAACAACAAAUUCUCGCUCCAUGUAACUACACAGUCUUGUGGUUCUGUCAUCUGGCAGAAGCUCUUUCCUAUAAUGAUGUCAUCAUCUCUGCAAGCAUUACGGAGCACCACUGACUCAUGAAUUUAUAGGACAUUCCCACUGUCAACUCUGAAUGGCCGGAAAUCAGGCCAGUUUUGUAAUGGAGCAGUCAAGGUUCAUAGCCUGACAUGAAGUUUCAUCCAAGGAUGAGGAAGCAUAUCAUCUAGGACUAUGAGAAGAUUUUGCCUUCCUCUGAAAUAUCAUGUACUAGUCACAGCUAUUGAACAAAAUCGUUAAGAUUCUGUGCUGAGCUUUUCCAAGUACUUUUUGAAGAAUAACAAUGGAAACAAAGAAGGGAAUCCCACAGAGCUAGAGUGCAAUGUGCCCCAGCAUUCCUGAGCUCUUUGGAAUAGUGCCAUUAUGAUAAUGAACUUACUGUUUUUCUGUGGGAAUCUUGAAGAGUUCGUAGUCUUCAAAAUUCCCCACUGUGAUAUUGCCAUAUAGGGAUUCAAAGCAUCUUGUAUGAAUGUCUUCCCAAUCAUGCAGCUUAUGAUCUUGAAGUCACAUCAAUUUGUGUGAGAGCAACAAACAUAUUACCUUGAUUAGUAAUAUAUUCUAUCAUUAGAAUGGCAGAAUUGUUCUGUCCAAAGACCUGAAAACAAAAGGUGAAGAAUCAAAUUCAGGAGAAAAAUGCCUCUGUCCCAGGAACCAAGGUAUUACUCCCUUCAAUGAUCCUCCCUCCAUCCCUUCCUCUUUGUUUGUGUGUGUGUCUCUGUAUAUGUGUGUGUAUCUUUCACACAUUCUCCAACCCCACAAUUGGUUCCAUCCAAGGUACACAAAGUGUGGUUGAGUUUAAUAUAAUUGAUGUCUGAGUAGCAGGGAAGUUAUGGACUUGGCUCAUAGCCACUUUCACAUGUCCCAUGGCAACAGCAACACUUGGGUGCAGUCUUGCUUGUCUUUUUUUUUUUAACCUGUUUCAUGCAUUGUUUAUCUUCAUUAACCUGCAGGGUGAAAUGGUCAGUUUCACCCAAGUGCACAAUUGAUCAGUUCUGGUUAGUUAUUAACAAGUAACACAAUUAAAAUCAAUGUUCAUAUUGUAACUUGAAUAACUCCUAUAGGCAGUUAGUGUUCUGUUCUUAUACAGAGAAAAGAGAGAGACCAAAGUUUACAAGAAUACUAUUCUUAGUAUUGAUUUAGCUACUAUAGAGCAAUCAUACACAUACACUAAGGGUUUUUCUGCACUGCAAUCUUAAGCUGCUUAGCUCUUCUGUACAUACUGCCUGGAAAUGAAGCAGGCUUAAGAAAUCCAUUUCCAAAUUUCGACUUUUUGUCCUCUUUGGUUAUAAUGAUGACCAGGUGUCUCAUUUGGAUUGUAGUUACCACUAGUCCUGAUUGGUGGAUUCCUACCUUCUUUAUCCCUUCUCCCAUUCCAGGAACAUACAUGCAAAUUGCUUUCUGCAUUGUGGGCAACAGAAUUUAAGGUUAUGUAGUUUCUACUGAUGGACCUCUUCUAUGAGCGCCCCACCCUCAUUGACUCCCCCUCAUUUUCCUAUCUGGUGCAUUACAUUUUUAUCAUUCCUGCUUCACUUGGCUGCAAGGGAAAACUUGUCAAGUUCAACAGAUUAUGUAAGGGGGGAAAAUGGUCACAUUUCACCAUUCUGCCUGUGAAAUUGCAAAAAAAAAAAAAAGUGAAAUGAAGAAAAGAAA
Messenger RNA from Crotalus tigris (Tiger rattlesnake), 3532 nucleotides. Its product is annotated as kelch domain-containing protein 8A. The record is from RefSeq and is a predicted model, not a curated record. The transcript has 8 exons. Gene Ontology annotation, molecular function: protein binding. Lineage: Eukaryota; Metazoa; Chordata; Lepidosauria; Squamata; Viperidae. Bases 581 to 1633 code for a protein of 350 amino acids.